Ceraceosorus guamensis is the source of this 4824-nucleotide messenger RNA. Its product is annotated as putative P-type ATPase. Gene Ontology annotation, biological process: intracellular protein transport; phospholipid translocation; post-Golgi vesicle-mediated transport. Lineage: Eukaryota; Fungi; Basidiomycota; Exobasidiomycetes; Ceraceosorales; Ceraceosoraceae. Gene Ontology annotation, cellular component: plasma membrane. Gene Ontology annotation, molecular function: magnesium ion binding; ATP binding; ATPase-coupled intramembrane lipid carrier activity. The transcript has 6 exons. The record is from RefSeq and is a predicted model, not a curated record. The coding region runs from base 436 to 4686 and encodes 1416 amino acids.
UGGUGGUUCUGAGUGAUGCAACUUCACCCUGCCAUUCACCAUUCACAAUUCACGCACGCAUCCACGCAUCCACGCAUUGCGCUGCAACAGCGCUGCUUCGCAUCUUGCCUCAUCACCGCAAACAUACUCUUGACUCAAACUCACCUCGUGGCACAGCUGCGCGGAUCACGCGCUUGAAGAGAGACGAUCGACCGCAACACGCAUUCGCAUUCAAGCCGAGCUUUUGGUGAUCAAGCUUGACGACAACGCGCACACAAGGGCUCCCGCCCGGCUUCUCCUCACACUCACGACUGUCGGAUUGUCACACCACUACCACACCGCGCCUUCCUCGCCUGCACGACCUCUUGUGUGGUCUGCCAGGGGGCACAUCACUUCAUACCAGCCGCUCAGACGUAGGAGUUCAAGGCGGACUUGCGCUGCCACACGACAGCCAACAUGCCCGGCAUGGACGAUUUUGACGAUUUCAUCACGGCGGGUGCGCCCCCUCCCGAGGGGCUCGCGUCCCAUCAGCCCGUUCAUCGCAUGGCGGGUUCAUCACAGCGAGGUGCCGCGCAAUCCACCUCGUACGGCGCCGGCGGAGCUUACGGAGCCUCAUCAGACACGCUAGGCUUGGGCCCUUUUGCCGACUCUUCACAACGAGCAGGGGCGGGUGGGGGUGUGCAAGCCAGCCACGUGCUUGUGGACGCUGAUGAUCCCGAUCUGAUGGGCGAUGAGGAAGACUUUGGAUUUGGAGGAUCGCGCGCCGGAGCUACGGGCUCGGGCUCGGGCUCGGGUGGUGAACAUGGUCUGUACGGCGGCUAUCCACCCAACCCUUCCAGGCCGGGCAUGGGCAUGGCUGCGGCAGACUCGUACGGCGCCAGCAGUUUAGCACCGCCCAAUGCGUUCGGAGGUUCAGCAAUGGGCUAUGCUGGAGCAUCGACGGACUCGGGUCUGGGACUGGCAGGAAAUGCGGCACCCCCUGCUGGGUACACGUCGGAUAGGUAUGGACCGUUUAGCGAUCCAUAUGGCGCAGGGGGAGGGGGCAAGGCGAUAGAGGCGGAUGACGACUACGAGCCCUACGAUGCGCCAGAUGCUAAAGGAGCCAGGUCGGGCGGGCCGGGCGGCAGGGCGGGCGAUAGAGGUGUUGGGGGAGCAGCCUCGUCUGCAUUGAGCGGUGGAGCAGCUGGUCAGUCUCGAAGGAUGCCACGAGACAGUCCGUUUGACGGAGUGAAUCGAUCCAUCAAGUCGUUGCGCGCCGACUUUAGGGGUUUGGUGGGCGGGAAAGCUGCUAGAGAAAAAGUGCCGCAGGGAGACCGCGUGGUCAGGCUCAACGAUCCCACUACAAACGAUAAGGAAAAUUUUGCGGAUAAUUGGAUCAGCACGAGCAAAUUCAACGUCAUCACUUUUCUGCCCAAAUUCCUCUAUGAACAAUUCUCCAAAUACGCAAACGUCUUUUUCUUAUUUACUGCCUGCAUUCAACAGAUUCCAAAUGUCUCGCCUACGAACAGAUGGACCACCAUCGUACCCCUUGGACUUGUGCUGCUGGCCAGCGCGUUCAAGGAGGUAAAGGAGGAUAUCAAACGCCAUCAAUCAGACGCCGAGCUGAAUGCGAGGAUAGCACAAGUGCUCGAUCCUGGCACGGGCACUUUUGAGCCUCGGAGAUGGCGGCAUAUCCGAGUAGGUGAUGUCUUGCGUGUGGAGAGCAACGAGUUCUUCCCCGCGGACUUGGUCUUGCUCAGCAGUUCGGAGCCAGAAGGGCUCUGCUAUGUCGAGACGGCCAAUUUGGAUGGGGAGACGAAUCUGAAGAUCAAGCAGGCAUCGCCAGAGACGGCGCGCUUCACCUCUCCUCAACCAGUAUGCGCUCUGCGGGGCCAUCUCAACUCGGAACAUCCCAACAACAAUCUGUACAACUUCGAUGCCACGCUGCAUUUGCAGACAAGCGCCACGCCUGGUUUCAGCGGUGUGCCCAUGAGACAGGUGCCGCUCAGUCCAGACCAGCUCUUGCUGCGAGGCGCGCAACUGCGCAACACGCCUUGGGUGUACGGUUUGGUGGUGUUUACGGGACACGAGACGAAGCUGAUGCGCAAUGCAACAUCGACCCCUAUCAAGAGGACGGCGGUGGAGAAGCAAGUCAAUGUGCUGAUCUUGUUGCUCUUCAUCUUGUUACUGGCGCUCUCCAUCGCUUCGGCCAUCGGGUCCAUCGUCCGUAACACUGCAUAUGCUGGCGAGAUGCAGUACCUUUUGUUGGGCCAGGACGGCAAGGGCAAAGCCCGCGUGUUCAUCGAAGAUAUCCUCACUUUUGUGAUCGCUUAUAACAAUCUGAUUCCCAUCUCACUCAUCGUCACCAUCGAGGUCAUCAAGUACCAGCAGGCUCAGCUGAUUAGCUCGGAUCUGGACAUGUACUACGCUCCCACGGAUACCCCCGCGCUUUGUCGCACUUCGAGCUUGGUGGAGGAGCUGGGUCAGAUCGAUUACAUCUUUUCCGACAAGACGGGCACGCUCACCAGGAACCAGAUGGAAUUCAGGCAAGCCAGCAUUGGCGGAACAGCGUACACAGAUAUGGUUGAUGAGAGCAAGCAGGGAACCGGAGAGAUUGGACCUGAUGGCAGGGAGAUCGGAGGACAGAGGACUUGGCACGAACUGAAGGCUAUCAUGGACGGCUCUGCACCGGACGACGGAAGCAGUGCGGUCAUUGACGAGUUUUUGACUCUGUUGGCUGUGUGUCAUACCGUCAUUCCAGAGAAGAAGGAGGAUCGCAUCGUGUUCCAGGCUUCGAGUCCUGAUGAGGCUGCUCUCGUCGACGGCGCGCAGUCUCUCGGCUAUCGCUUCACAGUCCGCAAACCGCGCUCUGUCUUCAUCGAGGUGCGCGGCAUGCAGCUGGAGUACGAGAUUUUGAACGUUUGCGAGUUCAAUAGCACGCGCAAGCGCAUGUCGACGGUGGUCAGGUGCCCUGAUGGCAAGAUCAAGCUGUACUGCAAAGGUGCGGACACGGUCAUCAUGGAGCGUUUGUCUAGCACGCAGCCUUUCACUGAGCAGACGAUGAUCCAUUUGGAGGACUACGCUACGGACGGCUUGCGAACGCUUUGUGUCGCCAUGCGAGAGAUUCCUGAACAAGAGUACAGGCAGUGGGCAAAGAUCUAUGAGCAAGCUGCUGCGACGAUCGUCGGACGAGGGGAUGCGCUGGAUCAAGCAGCUGAGAUCAUCGAGCGCAACAUGUUCCUGCUGGGCGCCACCGCGAUCGAAGACAAGCUGCAGGAUGGUGUGCCGGAAACUAUACAUACGCUACAGACUGCUGGGAUCAAGGUUUGGGUGCUGACGGGCGACAGGCAAGAGACUGCGAUCAAUAUCGGUCUGUCUUGCCGACUGAUCUCCGAAUCUAUGAACCUCGUCAUCGUGAACGAAGAGAAUGCGCACGACACGCACGCUUUCUUGACCAAGCGUCUUGCGGCUGUCAAAGCACAGCGGGAAGCGGGCGAACAUGAGGAGUUGGCUCUGAUCAUCGAUGGAAAGAGUCUGUCUUUUGCGCUAGAGAAGGAGCUGUCAAAGAUCUUCUUGGAAUUGUCCGUCAUGUGCAAAGCGGUCAUUUGCUGCCGGGUCUCGCCACUUCAAAAAGCCCUCGUGGUCAAGCUGGUCAAGAAGAACCUCAACAAGCUGCUGCUCGCGAUUGGCGAUGGUGCGAACGACGUCAGCAUGAUCCAAGCGGCACACGUCGGGGUAGGUAUCAGCGGUGUUGAGGGUCUUCAGGCGGCACGGUCAGCAGACGUCGCCAUCAGCCAGUUCCGAUAUCUGCGGAAAUUGCUAUUGGUGCACGGAUCGUGGAGCUAUACGAGGUUGAGCAAGAUGAUCCUGUACUCGUUCUACAAGAACAUUACGCUCUACAUGACGUUGUUCUGGUACUCUUUCAACAACUCCUUUUCGGGUCAAGUCGCCUUCGAAUCCUGGACACUAUCCUUCUACAAUGUCGUAUUCACCGUCCUGCCCCCACUCGUCAUCGGCAUAUUUGAUCAGUACGUGAGCGCUCGUAUGCUCGAUCGGUACCCUCAGCUGUACGGACAGGUCUUCUUCAACAAGCGACGCUUCUUGGGAUGGACCAUCAAUGCGUUUUAUCACUCUCUCAUCGCCUACGUCUUUGUCACCGUCGUCUUUUGGAACGGAGUGCAGCUGAAUGGCGGUUACAACUCGUACGGAUGGGUGUGGGGCACCGUGCUCUACCUUGCUGUCCUGGCAACCGUGCUGGGCAAAGCGGCGCUCGAGACGACGCUAUGGCAAAAGUACUCUUGGCUGGCCAUUCCUGGCUCCUUUGUCUUCACGCUGGCCUUUAUCGUGGUGUAUAGCCUGAUCGCACCUCGACUAGGCUUCUCCAAGGAACUGGACCACAUCAACGGACCACUGUUCGGCUUCAGCCUGACAUGGUUCUGCAUGCUCGUCGUGCCCGUCGUCUGCCUGCUGCGAGACUUUACGUGGAAGUACGAACAGCGAACGUAUAGACCGCGCAACUACCACAUUGUGCAAGAGGUGCAAAAGUACAAUUUGCAGGAUUACAGACCCAGAAUGUCGCAAUUCCAACAGGCCGUCAAGAAGGUCAGAGCUGCGCACAGACUCAAGAGGACGCACGGAUUCGCCUUUAGCGCUUCGGAAGUGCAGGGAGAGCAGGCCAAACUGAUUAGGAAGUACGACACUACCAGACCUAGAGCUACGGGUUGGUGAUCUCCCACCCCCCUGCCCCCGCCACACCCUCGCAUUUGAGCGGCUCGCCAUUCCCCUUUCCCCCCCCCCCGGGGGAAGGGGGGGGGGGGACAAUCUACAUGUACGCAAAAGUGUUGCCAAUGUACAAUGAAGUGCACC